UUGCCACCUUCUUCUCCUUCUCCUUCAAAGGUGCGAACUUUACCACAAAGUCGAAGACGAAAGGGAGACGAUGACGAAGGAAUCACGCUCGCAUUCGCAAUCCCCGCACAUUUGCGAUCAGAUCCCACAUCUCCUCUCUUCCUUCGUCGACACCUUCGUCGACUUCUCCGUCAGCGGCGGCCUCUUCCUGCUACCCUCCCCGCCGGCGCCGCCGCCGCUGCAGACCCUCCACCCCGCUCCCGACCGCCUCGUCGCCGUCGGCGACCUCCACGGCGAUCUCCCCAAGUCCAAGCAGGCCCUUGCCCUCGCCGGCCUUAUCGACGGCGAGGGCAGAUGGGCCGGCGGCUCCUCCACCCUUGUCCAGGUCGGCGACGUCCUCGAUCGCGGCGGCGACGAGCUCAAGAUCCUCUACUUCCUCGAGAAGUUGAAGCGGGAAGCCGCCAGGUCUGGAGGUAAGGUUAUUACUAUGCAUGGGAAUCAUGAGAUUAUGAAUGUGGAAGGUGACUUUAGGUACGUGACCCAGCAUGGAUUAGAGGAAUUUAGGGUUUGGGCUGAUUGGUUUAGGACUGGGAUUGCUAUGAAGGGGCUGUGUAAGGGGUUGGAGAAGGAGAAGGACCCUUUUGAUGGGAUCCCAGUAGCUUUUCCUGGCGUCAAGGAGGACCUUUUUGAUGGUUUUAGGGCUAGAAUUGCUGCACUGCGGCCCAGCGGGCCGAUUUCAAGUCGUUUCUUGUCGCAAAAUUUGACGGUGGUGGUUGUUGGCGAAUCUGUUUUUGUUCAUGGAGGGAUCUUGGCGGAGUACGCGAGUUACGGAUUGGAGAGGAUCAACGACGAGGUGAGGGAUUGGAUUAAUGGCCUAAAGGGGAGAUUCUCGCCACGUUACAUGAGAGGGAGGAAUUCUUUAGUUUGGUUGAGGAAAUUCUCGGAUGAGGUUGCAAAGAACUGUGAUUGUUCUGCCCUUGAGCAUGCUUUAGCCACGAUCCCCGGUGCGAAGAGGAUGAUCAUGGGGCAUACCAUCCAGGAGUCUGGGAUCAAUGGGGCUUGUAACAAUAGGGCGAUUAGGAUUGAUGUUGGUAUGUCAAAUGGAUGUGGUAAUGGUUUGCCUGAAGUUUUGGAGAUAAACGGGAAUUCGGAGUUGAGGAUCUUGACAUCCAACCCUCUUUACCAGAGUAAGCACAAGUCCCACUUAGGUGAUGAUAGAAAGAGUGGGCUCGGAUUGUUGCUCCAAGAAGGGGGACCAAGGCAAGUGGAUGUGAAGGCUUGACUGUCCCAAAGGCCAGUCUCCCUGAAUUGACUAGUUUUAUUGGAUUUGUUACAGAGGUAAUUGCUGGACGAUGUUGGGUCUUAUAGUACAGUAUUCAAAUUUAGACAGUCAUUCACCUUGUAUACCAUUGAGAAUAAAUGGACUUAUUUAUGAGAGCUUUCCACGUGAUGUUCACAUUGUAGCUGGAAAGAGUAGACUAAUUAUUUUCUGAUGAAGGCUUUGAAAUCUGUAAGCCAUUGAUUAUGAAUAGGGUAUAAUCAUGUAUAAAUGCAUUCUCGGAACGUCAAAAAUUUUACUUUGUACUGUGAA
Syzygium oleosum is the source of this 1570-nucleotide messenger RNA. Its product is annotated as shewanella-like protein phosphatase 2. Gene Ontology annotation, molecular function: hydrolase activity. Bases 71 to 1261 code for a protein of 396 amino acids. NCBI's taxonomy places the organism in Eukaryota, Viridiplantae, Streptophyta, Magnoliopsida, Myrtales, Myrtaceae. The transcript has a single exon. The record is from RefSeq and is a predicted model, not a curated record.